Molecule: messenger RNA, 3933 nt
Organism: Funneliformis caledonium
Lineage: Eukaryota; Fungi; Glomeromycota; Glomeromycetes; Glomerales; Glomeraceae
Source: the annotation of a GenBank genome assembly
AUGACAAGCGAAAGAGGGAUAGAUAGCGAGGAUCCAGAAAUACUUGAUAAUCUAGAGGACACGGAAGAAAUAAAAUGUAUUUGUGAUAAUUCUGACGAUGAUGGAUACACCAUUCAAUGCGAUUAUUGCUUUACUUGGCAACAUGUUGGGUGUAUGAGAGUUGAUCCUAAAGUUGAGGAUUACAAGUGCCAUAUUUGUUCUAAUAGAAAAGUAGAAAAAUUACUAAAGGACGGUAAAAAAUCCAGAAAGUAUCAGAAAGGUCGCCGCGAAAGUGAAUCGGGAAUAUAUCCUCUUUCUGCUACACAAAUGGACGAGUCAAGCACCACAGGCAUACCUAAUACAAAAUCACGUAAUAAGUCCGAUCCACCAUUCAUUGCGAAGGACCGCCAAUCAAGUUCUUAUUCCAAGGAUUAUGAAACCAUAGAUAAAAAUGUCAUCGCAUCGAAAGCAGUUGAAGAACUUUUCCCCAAAAUUUAUUCACAAUAUCAAGCUCAACACAGAAAAAGAUCCAUGUCACUUUCAUCCUCUUCGAAGAUAGACAAUGAAAAUAUUCGCGAUGAUAAUCAGGAAUCGUCAUCUAUUCGAUCGAUGUCGCCUAGUUUGGAAAUUGGCAAUCCAUGCAGGAUGGAAAAGGAAUCUUUAGCUCGACCACUAAUGAAAACUAUUGUUAAACAGAUUAGCCAAUCCCGGUCGAAAAUGCUAAAAAAGCAUUUAAAUUGUUACGGAUUAUUUGCAGAGACAAAUAUUUCUACCGGGCGUUUUAUCGUUGAGUUCAAAGGUGAAGUCUGCUUCAAAUCAGAUUAUAAAGCUUAUGAAAGCAAUCAAUAUUCCUUAUUGGGUGUUACGCAGCCGUUUGUUCUAUUCUAUCCUGUAUUGAACCUCUGUGUUGACGCUCGUCGAUUUGGCACCGAAGCGAGAUUCAUUCGUCGGUCGUGUCACCCUAAUUCCGAAUCUCGAACCAUAGUAGUACCAGGUGGUGACGAUCAACAAGUACAUUUGGGAAUUUUUGCUAAAUCCGAAAUUUUAAAAGGAAGGGAAAUUACAAUUGGCUGGGACUGGGAAUCAAAUCAUAUUGUUGACAUCCUGAUGCAAGAUUCAAAUUUUGAAAAUGAGGAUUAUGAGAAUAUUAUCGCGAAUAAAAGAGAUGAAAUUGGGAAAAUCGCAACAGCAAUUUUACGGUUAACAGAAUGUGCAUGUGAAAACAAGGACGAUUGCAUCAUUUAUAAAAUGCAAAGUGAAGGAAAAAUAUUAAGUAAAUCUAGAAAAAAGAAGAUAGCAAUGAAUGUUGAGGAGAUGUUAAACGAAGGAGAAAAAGAAUCGUCACCAGUAAAUGAUGAUGAUUAUGAAGAAGAUACGGAUAUACUAGUUGCAUCUGGGAAUGCACAGAAAAAACGGGAUAAUGUUGGUUUGAUGCGUAAGGCUAAUCGUAAAGCCAAGCCAAGUGUUGAAAAACUAAAUGAAUUAUCACUCAAUGGAAAUAAUAAAAACUCAUUAGAAGAAAAUGAAGUAUCCGGCCAAAUAAUACGCAAGGAGAAAAAAAAGUCGAAAGAAAUAGAUACGAUUGCAAAGUCCGAUAAUAUUGCUCAAUCUAGUCAAAAAAGUAAAGGAAAAUCGGUUAAUCGAAUUCGGGAAGAGCCAUCCGGAAACAUCAAACGAAAAUCUCUAAGUUCUCGAAAAACGGAAAAAUCCACGGGCAACAAACAUUCCCGUUCAUCAUCGAUGUCUAAAACUGGCAUUUCAAAACGGAGAUUGCAACACAGUGAUGAUGAGGAACAACAUUCGGAUUCAUCUUUAUCAUCAUCAUUAACUAAUUCCGAAAUGUCUAUCGAUGAUGAUCUAAAUGUAUCUAUCAUACAAGUAAAUCCUCCUGAUCGAAAUAAUGUAGACACGAAUAAUUCUAAUGAACCAACUAAGGAUAGUAGUAUUGAGGAUCAAUUACCAGAAAAUUCUAUAGAAACUACAGGUAUAUGUGACAUAUCACAAUCAAAAACCAUCCUUCCGCGGCCACUUCCACCUGCGAUAAGCGGAAUACCUUUUAAGGACUAUCUUAUUCAAAUGCAUGAAUGGAAAAAGGCUGUCGAAACAGCAUCAACUUCUGCAUUAGCAGGAAAUUAUAAUAAUACAUCUUUGCCUACCAUUCAUGAGUCUAAUGUAGAAACUACUUCUGAAUGUGUAGAGCUAGAGAAUAGUAAAUCCAAUGGAUCUAAAAAUAAUUCUAACGAAAUCGAAAUGGAUCUAUUUACGGAUAAAGAUGGGAUUGACCAAGAUGAAGGAUUAGUACCAUUAUCAACACCCAUUAUACCAGCAAAACGAAUGGCAGUUAGUCCUAGUCCCACACCGAUUAAUCAAAAUGGGACAAACCUGUAUAUUGAGAGUGGUUCUGAUGUAAAAGGAAAACGUCAAAAGAUUGAAGAAUGCCAACCAACUAAAGGAAAAGGAAGAGACGAAAAGGAACAAAGCGUCAAAAGUUCACAAGAUAUUAUGACGAUAAUUUUGGAUAAUAGUGAUAACGUUGAAAGUACAACCAUUAUUGCCCCCGGAGAUUUGAAAAAGCAAGUAAUGGAUUCUUCAACCUCUAAUAAUAAUGAAGGUUCGAAAUCCUCAACUUCUAUGCCUAAAAAAGUAACUCUUGAUGAAUAUCGUAGUCAAAUAGCCAUCACAGCUUCAUUAAACAAAGAAUCAUGUGAGAAAAAGUCCACUACAGCAGAUUCAAAACCAUCAGUAUCAUCCGCAACAGAAAAUGAAAAUAACGAUAAUAAACUUAUUGACAAUAAUGACACAUGCUCUACAAAAGAAGGUGUGAAAGUUCCAGUUAAAACAAAACUUCCAUACCAAGACAAGAAUAAGUUAGCAGAAUCUUCUAACAAUAAUAGUGUGGAUAUCCUGAAAAAAUCCAUAGAACAAGUACCUAGUAAUACUAUUGAAGAACCUAAACAGAAGUCAAAUGUAAUUGAAAACAAACCGAUGAAUGAGCAAACCAAAUCCGAGGAAGUUAUGAAUUUAACCGUUAAUGUGUCACCGAAAUCGCCUAAAAUUUUUAAUAUGGCAAUAGAGGAUAAUAAUACCGCUAGUCAGUCUUCUAUGAUAAAUGAUGGAUAUUUUCCCGAGGUUGAUUUACCAUUUGAUUUUCCUACUGCCACUUUGGAUACUUCAAAAGAUAUCGAAUACGGACGUCAUACCAAUUCUAGUCAUUCAGAUGGUUCAUACGAAGAAAUAAGAGGAAGACACUCACCUUCUUAUAAAGAUUAUUCACCUGCUAAAUCUUCUGGUAAUUAUAAUCCUUCGUUUAAUAAUUUGCCCUUGGGUGAUAAUUCUAUACAGACAAGUCCUCGAACUAUGUCUCCACCACGAGCACCUCGUUUUAGUGGUGGUAGAGGAAAUCGCAUGCCAUAUAGGAGCAUAUCUAUGUCCCCAGGAGAUCGCCGUUAUCAUGGCGGAUAUUAUAACUCUUCCGCAUCCUUAUCAGCUACACCGAGGCAAGGUGCACAAUCUUCAAUGAUGUCAUCACCAUUAUCUUCUCCCUAUGAUCCGGCGAACCCAGAUGGACAAAGUGCAAAUAUAUCCAAUGAACGUGAUCCGGCUUUAGAUAAUAAUGUAAUAGGAAAUAAUUCCGGAAGUGGGAAUACAAUGGAACCAAAAACGCGAGAUUACGCGAGGCUUAGUGGAGAUAGAGACGAUGGUAGAAAAGAUUGGAAUAACAAAAGAUCGGAUCAUUAUAGGGAUAGAGAAUAUACUAGUUAUCCUAUGAUGGCUACAAGGAGGCCUUCAAGUGGUCCGCAUCAAGAUAGAUACAUGAUAGGAUCAGUACCUACUGGUCCAGCUGCUGGUCCUAAUCAUAGUCCGUCAAAUAUUUCUAAAAAUAAUGAUCCUUCGUCUUCAUCAAAUAAUUCCUCUCAAAGAUUCGUUGAUGAUCAUCGCAGAAAUCGGCGUUGA